Molecule: messenger RNA, 3757 nt
Organism: Myripristis murdjan (pinecone soldierfish)
Lineage: Eukaryota; Metazoa; Chordata; Actinopteri; Holocentriformes; Holocentridae
Gene: fastkd5
Product: FAST kinase domains 5
Exons: 3
Coding region: 369-2792 (807 amino acids)
Biological process (GO): regulation of mitochondrial mRNA stability; mitochondrial RNA processing
Cellular component (GO): mitochondrial matrix; ribonucleoprotein granule
Molecular function (GO): RNA binding
Source: RefSeq, a predicted model, not a curated record
UGUGUACCCACCCGGCUUCCGUAGGUCACACGUUGCUUCCCCGGAAAUUGUCAGGCCUGUCGGAACAACACCGCUGGCAAGUUGGGCUGUCUUGACUUUGAAACCGAUGGGCUGCACUGGCGGUGGAUAAAUAGAACCCUUCCCCCAAUCCAACACCCUAUCCAGGCGGAGAAAGAAAUUAAAUCUUGAAAAAAAAUGCUGCAAGGAAGAAAGGAAAGCAAUGAAAAGUUAAAAUAAGAGACGAGGAGGAGUUUAUAUGACCAUGACCAUGCAUGUAUCUCUGGCCUGAACAACAAAAGGAAUGGCUAUAAUGUCAUCCUGAACUGACUCAGUUCAUCCAGACAUUCAAGUUUGAAUCAAAUGAGCGGAUGGCGGCCUGCAUGCUCUCUCGACGGCUGGCCUGGCUACGCUAUCUCCCAGGCUUGACCAAGGAUUUUGCCCAGGCACAAUGUCUGCGUGAGUAUUGUGACAAACCAGAGGCCAGUGAGCAGGAUGGAAAGAGAGAGGUGAGACAACGCCAGGAAGCAACUCUUCAGGGGGACUACACGCUGCACUACAACCCUCCUUCCUAUCAUAACUCCAAAUGGGACUCUGUAGCCUCUCAAGGCCAUACUGAUAAUGAUGAGGAUGAGCAGUGUCUCUCCAUUCUUGCUCCGUCAUUCCGGCAACAAAGCAACUGCUACACUGUGAGUUCGUCACGGCGCCUUUCCAACUCCAAAAACACGCUGCUUGAAAUAGCUUUAAAUAAUGUCUCGGAGCCUGAGACAGCAUCACUGCCACAGAGCCACAGAGAACCCGUACCGCCUGAUGUCAAAGUCGAUACACGUGCCUUCCAAAAGUGCAGACCAGAGUAUGCCUCCGUGACUCUUGACCUCACCCAGCGGCCACCCCCGAUCCAAUGGGACCAGGCCUUGCUACUGCUCCACAAAGUGACCAUUCUGAAAGGCAACAUGCAGCCAUCUGAUGUGGUUCAUUUUCUUAAAGAGCUCAGCCGCCUGCAUCCAGAGAACACACCAUUAGUGAGGAGCGACACACGUUUUGUUAUGCUGCUGCGAUACUCAGUGGAAAACCUGCACCACUUCACUCAGUGUCAGCUGCUUGAUGUGCUACGGUCGUUUGUGUGGCUUGACCUGCCCUCUUCCCACAGCAUUCUCGGACUAUAUGAGGCUGAGCUGAGCCGCAGGGCCAGCCAGAUGACUUUCCCCCAGCUGCUUUUAGUUGCUGACUUGUGGCGCUGCAUCGGGAGGCAGGUCCCCCAGUUCUUAGAACACCUUUAUGGAUCUGUGAGUUCGUGCAUAGGACUCAUGAGCAUCUCUGAGCUAGUCCAACUGUUGUAUAUCAUGGGGGAGGGUAGACAAUGCCCAGCAGACUUGGUCCGACCUGUCGAGCAGUUACUGAUGCACCAUGUGCACAAACUAGAGCCUGAGGAGGUUGGCACAGUGUGCUUGGCACUCUUUAAAUCCCAGACUUCAAUUUCUGAGGGUGCAGUGAACCAGAUUACAGAUAAGGCCCACUCUGUGGUGGAAAAGAUGAGUGACUUUGCCAUGGUGAAUGUGCUGAAACUGCUGCGUUUCAGUCACCUGGAUCACAGGGCAUGGCUGGAGGCUAUGGCACAGGAAGUGCCACAUCGGGCCCACAAGAUGGGUGUCCAGGGGUUAAUGCAUGUUGCACUGGCUUGCUCAGCUCUACAUUACCGCAAUGACUGCAUCCUUAUGCCUGUGGCUGAGAGAUUGCCCUCCCUAGUGUCACACUGCAGGAGUAAAGAUUCAUGCAAAUUACUGUGGGCCUUUGGCACGUUGGGGGUCCUCCCAAGUCAGAUCCCAGGUUUCUAUCCCAGCCUCAUAGACUCUCUGAGGCAGAAGAAAAGUGCGUUCCAGAGAUACCCAGAGCAUCUUCUUACUGGCCUACUAGGCUUGGUUUUUGUUUCUCAGUUCCCUGAGGAUCUCAUUACAUUAGCACUGAGCCCUGAAUUUAUCAGGGUAGCACUAAAAUCCCCACAGCUGGAGCUGAAGAAAGAUUUGUUUACUUUAGAUGAAACUGUAGCUUUGGAGCUGCCUCAUUGGACCGGUCCACGGCUGGUCUCUGAACUAAGAGAAGAAGUGGCAGAGAUGCUUUGGAAAUAUGCUCAAUCAGAUGUGUGUCAGAAACCAGAGGUAGUGCAGGCAGAAUGUGCACUCAAAGAUCUGCUUGGAGGAGACCAGUUUGUAAGGAAGCGAAUGAUUCUCCCUCACACCCGCUCCAUUGACCUCGAAGUUCAUCUGGACUCCACCGGACAACCUGUACCUGUGAAUACAUCCCCUCAAGCCACAUCCUGUCCAGUGAAGAACUUUGACUUAGGUCCAUCUCAUCAGGGAUGGGAGAAAAUGAAUGUAGGGGUAACUCUUACCGAGGACCUGUUAGCACAGCUAGUAAAUACUAAAAAUACCACAGACCGUUCAACCCCAUCUCGUGACUUUGAGCCACCACCUCUUCACAGAGUUGAUUCUGAUGAAGGAGGAGGGGCAUUUGACAUAGGGUCGGAACUCACCAGUGGCAUCAAAGUCACCAGAAGCGCCCCGCAAGAUUUGCACAAAACCACGGUCAAACUUGCCAUCCAGGUGUCCAACAGAAACCAUCAUUGCUACCAUUCAGAACAACUGCUGGGCCUUCAUGCCAUGAAGAGGAGGCAGCUGAGGUUGGCAGGCUACAGAGUGGUGGAGCUCAGCCACUGGGAGUGGUUUCCUUUACUGAGGAAAAGCCGUACUGAGAAACUAGCUUACCUGCACUGCAAGCUCUCCAGCAGUCUGGAGUGACCUCUGACCUUAUGACCCGAAAAGACAUCUCUUCAGUCUUGCUGUCUUCACUGCACUGCAAAUUGUCAUGGCACUUGUGAUUUUGGACAGUCUUUGGUGUGCAAAGUAGAUGCAUACAGACAUUUUGUUAACAUCACAAGCACUGAGAAUCUUGAGUGCCUACAAAAAAGUAUGGUAACACUUUCUUUGGCUAGUCCUCUACAGACAUUCAACAGAAUCCUGUCAUUUCAUAUGUAAGUUGAAUAUCAACAUGCCAUAAAUUACGCUUCAACAACGUGACUAUAAUGCAUUAUUAUGGAUCCCACCAGCGUUCUGGGCAAGAUUCACCCACCAGCUUUGGUGAUUGGUCUUAAGAAUUGCUGAUUCGUUGCCUAUUAGCCAAAACAGGCUUAACAUAAGCCCUCACCCACCCAUAAUCCUAAUCUUAACCCUGUGGGCAGAUCUUGCCAAGAACUCUGUUGGGUUUCAUAGUAACUUAGAAUGUAUGAUAACAUUGGUAUCGGCUGAUAAAAGCUUUAAAAUGAAUAUUUGCAUCUUAGAUAUCAGCAAAAAAUCCAAAAUUGUGCAUGCCUUAUUAAACAAAUAUGGCAUGUUCUACAUAUCUUAAGUUGAAGUAGUUCUUAUUUUUCCCACAGAAUGUGAGCGUAAUAAUAUGUUAAUUCCACUACAGGAGAGACUUUUUAAAAGAUUUGUUUGUUUCUGCUUUAUAUGACAGUUACAAUAAAGAGAGGCAGGAAAGGCAAGGGAGAGAGAGGAUGACAGGCAGCAAAUUAUAUGGAAAAAAUGCAUGCAUCAAUUGGCAUCAGCAGUCGGCCAAAAGAGUGGAAUCAGGUCAUCUGAUAUUGGCAUAUCAGAUAUGGGCUUGCCAGUAUCCAAUAUGCCAAGUCUUGCUGUCAUUCUCUCUACUGUAACUAUCAAGUAAAGCAGAAAUAACUAAAAAAAAAAAAAAAAAAAAAAAAAAAAAA